AUGCGCGUUAAAGAGCCCACCACACCUUUCGAAAACGACGACAAGCUGAAGGUGGACGACCUGACCCUCCUCCGGACACUGGUCAUCAUCGGCGUGGUCUUCUUCAUCUGCUGGAGUCAGUACGUCAUCGUCGUGCUGGCAGACUUCGAGGACCACUGGCCAAUGGGAGUUCACAUGACCGCCCUCGUCACCGCUCAUUCCAGCUCCUCGACUAACUGCAUCAUCCUGGGCGUGACCAACCCGAAAUUUCGUGAGAAGUACCUCCUGGUCCUGAAGCCCAAGGGAUGCUCCAGCACUGCCCCACCCGCCUCCCGGGACCAGACUACCCUCCCGCGCUCAAGGAACAGCGCCAGCGCCAAGGUGGAACAAGACAGCACGGCUCUUGAUAAGGGUACACAGGAAAAUGUUUAGAGGCAUCCGGGGCAUGCAAUUUCAGGGUGACAAAACAUAAUGUAUUCUGGAUGAGGAAAGCGAUCGUAAGGCUGUAAUAAAUGCCCCCGCCCCUGAGGCGUAGCCA
Messenger RNA from Branchiostoma belcheri (Belcher's lancelet), 517 nucleotides. RefSeq lists its product as uncharacterized. The record is from RefSeq and is a predicted model, not a curated record. Lineage: Eukaryota; Metazoa; Chordata; Leptocardii; Amphioxiformes; Branchiostomatidae. The coding region runs from base 1 to 411 and encodes 136 amino acids. The transcript is spliced from 3 exons.